Penicillium brasilianum is the source of this 708-nucleotide messenger RNA. NCBI's taxonomy places the organism in Eukaryota, Fungi, Ascomycota, Eurotiomycetes, Eurotiales, Aspergillaceae. The record is from the annotation of a GenBank genome assembly.
AUGAAAUUCGAAAAUCUCGCCUUCACCCAGUCGAAGAGUGACUUUUCUCUGCGCUUCCUUAUCUCUGCUGUGCAGUUUCGGGCUGAUCCUGUUCAAGGUGUCUUCCGUGGAAAGCUCACGGAGUGCAAUCCAGACUGUGAGAAAGCAGCCGAAAACCAUGGUACUGUUCACCUGGUGCAGGGAAUGAAGAUCAAGCCCGAGCCAUCCCAAAGCAGCACAGGAACCGAACCUUCGGGUCGCCUUGCGCCUAAGCUGAUGAGCCGGAUCAGUCUCAUUAAGAAACUCGGAGCCGACACCGGCCUCCUGAAGAAGACCACAGCCAGAUACUUGGAGAAGGUAAUGCUCUAUCACAUGAAUGAGCAAGAACGCAACGACUUGACUGGUUCACCAAAGCCAAGAAUUGGCAUGGAUCCCAAGGAUGCCGAUGAACUGCCAGUCGAACUGGGAGAUAACCUGGACGACGAGCCGCGUGAUUGGUUGCGCGACGAGCACGCAGUCGCAUUCCUGGCAAGCAACCUCUCCAAGCGAUCCCCGGAAGACCAGAAGAAAUUCCACGCUCUAUUUGGCAAUAAUUACAUCAAGAGGCUCAAUUACUAUUACUACGAGAAAGGGCCGAGAUGUCUAUCCAGAUCGCCCAAGUACAUUCGUCUUAACACCUACGCCACCAAUAUCGCGUUCCGACGCCUGGUGCCACAGAUUUCCACUUAG